Molecule: messenger RNA, 542 nt
Organism: Zea mays
Lineage: Eukaryota; Viridiplantae; Streptophyta; Magnoliopsida; Poales; Poaceae
Product: 40S ribosomal protein S4
Exons: 4
Coding region: 1-399 (132 amino acids)
Biological process (GO): translation
Cellular component (GO): ribosome; cytosolic small ribosomal subunit
Molecular function (GO): RNA binding; structural constituent of ribosome
Source: RefSeq, a predicted model, not a curated record
AUGUUGAUUGCUGAUUUUUCAUAUUUGAUGUUAUAUAUUCAGCUCAUACCAUACAUGAAUUUGCAACGCCAUGUACUUGUUGAUGGCAAGGUCAGGACUGACAAGACCUACCCUGCUGGAUGUCAUUUCCAUUCCCUAAGACAAACAAGAACUACAUGCUGCUUCCGUCUUCACCCAAUCAGGGAUGAGGAUGCCAAGUUCAAGCUCUGCAACGGGAGGUCUAUUCAGUUUGACGUCGGCAACGUGGUCAUGGUGACCGGCGGGAGGAACACCGGGCGUGUAGGAGUGAUCAAGAACUGGGAGAAGCACAAGGGCAUCUUCGAGGUCAUCGACGUGCUGCUUGGAGUUUUUUGCAUGCUAUGUCUAGUUUUCUCCUAUUUGUUGUAUAGGAAAACAUAGAAUGGAAUUCAAAUUUGGUGGUCGCAAAAGUGUGGAGACUUGAAUUCAUAUAAAGUUAGGCUUAACAUUAAUGCAAACAGUUGUAUUUUAGUUUAGAUUUAGAGUACACUUAUAUAUGUCUUGUUUGACAAUGCUUAUUUAUG